Messenger RNA from Sinocyclocheilus anshuiensis, 2747 nucleotides. Its product is annotated as 3-hydroxy-3-methylglutaryl-CoA synthase 1 (soluble). Lineage: Eukaryota; Metazoa; Chordata; Actinopteri; Cypriniformes; Cyprinidae. The transcript has 10 exons. The record is from RefSeq and is a predicted model, not a curated record. Bases 273 to 1853 code for a protein of 526 amino acids. Gene Ontology annotation, biological process: acetyl-CoA metabolic process. Gene Ontology annotation, molecular function: hydroxymethylglutaryl-CoA synthase activity.
GGGCAUUAAAUAAAAUUAUUUAUUAGUUAAAACCGCUUUAGUCAUACAUUAUUCAGAUGAAUAUUAACGCGUCCCGAAUAUUAGGAUUAGUAAUAGUGCUGUCUACAUUGAACGUUCGUGCGUACUACAUACUGAGAUGUGCGGGGUUUUAAGUACGUAGUAGGCGUCACGCGCUCCUGCGUAAGCGGAAGCUACGUCUCAUCUACUGCUCGACUGCAGCAAACAUCUGGCCUCAUCAGCUCUCCAGACGGGACAGCUAUAGAGACUAAUACAUGAUUGUAAGUCCAUUCAGGAUGCCUGGAUCACUCCCUGCUGUUUGUGAAGCUGCGUGGCCCAAGGAUGUGGGAAUCAUGGCUGUGGAGGUGUAUGUGCCCUCUCAGUACGUGGAGCAAGCGGAGCUGGAAGAGUUUGAUGGGGUCGGAGCGGGGAAAUACACGGUGGGGCUGGGCCAGGCGCGCAUGGGCUUCUGCUCGGACCGGGAGGACAUCAGCUCUCUGUGCCUGACGGUGGUGCAGCGGCUGAUGGAGCACAGCGGCCUGUCCUACCAGAGCGUGGGCCGGCUGGAGGUGGGCACGGAAACCAUCAUCGACAAGUCCAAGUCCACCAAGACCGUCCUGAUGCAGCUGUUCGAGGAGUCGGGCAACACUGACGUGGAUGGAGUGGACACCACUAACGCCUGCUACGGAGGAACCGCCGCGCUCUUCAACGCCGUCAACUGGGUGGAGUCCAGCUCCUGGGAUGGCCGUUAUGCUCUGGUUGUUGCGGGUGACAUUGCUGUGUAUGCCACGGGCGGCGCCAGGCCGACAGGAGGAGCCGGAGCCGUGGCCAUGCUAGUCGGACCCAACGCCCCUCUGGCCUUCGAGAGAGGGCUUCGUGGGACACAUAUGCGACAUGCGUAUGAUUUCUAUAAGCCAGAUAUGGUGUCUGAGUAUCCAGUGGUGGACGGCAAGCUUUCCAUCCAGUGUUACCUCAGCGCUUUAGAUCGCUGCUACUCCAUCUACAGGAACAAGAUCCAUGCCCAGUGGCAGAGAGAGGGUCUUGACAAGCGUUGCAGUCUUGCAGACUUCGGCUUCAUGGUGUUCCACUCUCCUUACUGUAAACUGGUGCAGAAGUCUUUGGCUCGACUAAUGCUCAACGAUUUCCUCUGUCAUCCCAGUCCAGACACAGAGAGCGGGCCCUUCAGCGGACUGGAAGCUUUCAGAGAUGUGAAGAUUGAGGACACUUAUUUCGACAGAGAUGUGGAGAAGGCCUUUAUGAAGGCCAGCUCAGAAGCGUUUGAGAAUAAGACAAAGGCGUCUCUCCUUAUAUCAAACCAGAAUGGUAACAUGUACACACCAUCAGUGUACGGCUGCUUGGCUUCGGUUCUCGCUCAACAUACACCGCAGCAGUUGGCAGGACAGCGAAUCGGUGUGUUUUCAUACGGCUCAGGCUUUGCUGCUACGCUCUACUCCAUCAAAGUCACACAGGACGCUACACCUGGAUCCUCUCUGGAUAAGUUGGUCUCCAGCCUGUGUGACUUGCAGGCCAGACUGGACUCUAGAAAGAAGGUUUCCCCGGAUGUUUUUGCUCAGAACAUGAAGCUCAGAGAAGAAACCCAUCAUUUAGCAAACUACAUCCCUCAGGGCUCGGUAGAGGAACUCUUCCCAGGAACAUGGUACCUCACUCGUGUGGACGAGAAGCAUCGCAGGCAGUACGCCAGGCGCUCGGUGAGCGAUGACAGGCCGCUGGAGGCCGGACUCCUCACUUCCAGCAAUGCAGCCGAGCAUAUUCCCAGUCCGCUCAAGAAGAUGCCCCGCAUCCCAACCGCCACAGCUGGCCCUGAGGUGCUCGUCAUUAGUAACGGGGACCAUUAAGCUUCCCUCCGUGAGGUGCAAACCAUGGCAGAUCACAUUGAGGACACUGAUCUGUAAAAACGACACGCUAAAAAGGGCCCCAGGACUUCUGCAGCCAGAUCACUUAUCACUGAGUGAUGUGAAACUGUGAAUGUUCCAGGACAGACUCACUGUAGUUUGGAAAUUAAGUGUUUCUCUGUGGUGAGCUCCCACAAACUGCUGCUCACAGUCGUCUAUGCAGAAAUCCGGACUUGUUUCUUUCUUUUAAGUCCAAAUAUCUACCUGUUGGCUUUUCACAAGCUCCAUGCUGUCUUUUUUUAAACAUUAAACUAACCCCAUCAUUUAAAAGAGACGUUUAGGAGAAAACAUGGAUGUCUUGAAGAAGAGCGUCCCUCGUUGUUUUUAACUGAUCUGUUAGACGCUGUCUCUCUGUCCUCUUCAGCUGACAGCUGUCUUGUUUUUGCUUUUAUAAAACUCCCCUCUAGUCAGUCUUAUCACCGUGGCCAUGUCAGAGAAAUGUGCCUGGAUCACAUAUUAAUGAGCCAUAAGCUUUACAAGUUUUAAUAACAUUCACCUGUUUAGUAAUAAUUGUUUAGUCGCUGCUAAAAGGGCUUCUGUUAGCAUUUAUGUCCUUUGAAACGAGAAUCAUUUAUUUGAUUUUCAUUCUAGCCAAAGUAGAUGGUGUUCGUUUAUAUGAACUCAAGACGAGGAAAUAAAGUCAUGACAAUUGUAUAGAGGAUAAAAACAUGAUGAUAACUUAGUGGCAAUGUGUUAAAGCUAUGAAAUAGUAUAAUAAUCAGUUAAACUGGUAACAUCUUUUGGACAAAAGACAGUUUUGAUGAUGAAAGUGAGAAAGAGCACUAUCUGAUAAAUGUGAGCCAAAAUCAUCACAAUUAAAAGAACCAAAGACUUAAA